CUACCCCGGCUAGCGCUAGUCCGGCUUCCUGACGGUGUUCCUGGUUAAGAUGGCGUCCCCCUUGGCCGCGCAGGUCGGCAAACUUCUGCGAAACCCAGCGCUCCGGCCCCGGCUCCUGGCGGCCAGGUCCCAGGCAGUUCAGCUGACUUCCAGAAGAUGGCUGAACCUGCAGGAAUACCAGAGCAAGAAGCUGAUGUCUGAGCAUGGAGUGAGAGUUCAAAGAUUCUUUGUAGCUGACACUGCGAAUGAAGCUUUGGAGGCUGCUAAGAGACUAAAUGCAAAAGAAAUUGUUUUAAAAGCCCAGAUCUUAGCUGGAGGAAGAGGAAAAGGUGUCUUCAAUAGUGGUUUGAAAGGAGGUGUUCAUUUAACAAAAGACCCUAAUGUUGUGGGACAGCUGGCUAAACAGAUGAUUGGGUAUAAUCUAGCAACAAAACAAACUCCAAAAGAAGGUGUGAAAGUUAACAAGGUAAUGGUUGCUGAAGCCCUGGACAUUUCCAGAGAAACCUACUUGGCCAUUCUGAUGGAUCGGGCCUACAAUGGCCCUGUACUGGUGGGCAGCCCCCAAGGGGGCAUUGACAUUGAAGAGGUGGCGGCUUCCAGUCCAGAACUUAUCUUUAAGGAGCAGAUUGACAUUUUUGAAGGGAUAAAGGAUAGCCAGGCUCAGCGGAUGGCAGAAAAUCUGGGCUUUCUUGGGCCUUUGAAAAACCAGGCUGCAGAUCAAAUCAAGAAGCUGUAUAAUCUCUUCCUGAAAAUUGAUGCUACUCAGGUGGAAGUGAAUCCCUUUGGUGAAACUCCAGAAGGACAAGUUGUCUGUUUUGAUGCCAAGAUAAACUUUGAUGACAACGCUGAAUUUCGACAAAAGGAUAUAUUUGCUAUGGAUGACAAAUCAGAGAAUGAACCCAUUGAAAACGAAGCUGCCAGAUACGAUCUAAAGUACAUAGGACUGGAUGGGAACAUCGCCUGCUUUGUGAAUGGUGCAGGACUUGCCAUGGCUACUUGUGACAUUAUUUUCCUCAAUGGUGGGAAGCCAGCCAACUUCUUGGAUCUUGGAGGUGGUGUAAAGGAAGCUCAAGUAUAUCAUGCAUUCAAAUUGCUGACAUCUGAUCCUAAGGUUGAAGCCAUCCUUGUCAAUAUUUUUGGUGGUAUUGUCAACUGUGCCAUCAUUGCCAAUGGGAUCACUAAGGCCUGCCGUGAGCUUGAACUCAAGGUGCCUCUGGUAGUCCGACUUGAAGGAACCAAUGUCCAGGAAGCUCAGAAUAUCCUCAGUAACAGCGGACUCCCUAUUACCUCAGCGGUGGACCUAGAGGAUGCAGCCAAGAAAGUUGUGGCCAGCGUGGCAAAGAAGUGAUGCUUCAUCUUGGUCUCUGUGAAAAGGGAUGGUUCUCUCAUCACUGUGAAGAAAUAGUGAUCUCUCUGGGAAAAGGAGAGGGAACACACAAGAAUCACUGUAUGAAAAAUCUUAAAUCUGCAUUUCCUCAAAUAAGAUACCUAGACCUCCUAAAUCUUAAGUUCACUUAUACAGUCUUUAUCAAAAUAAUGUCUCACAGUUUCAUACUUUUGUCAUAGCAAGUCUGCUCAGUGGUCAGGACUAGCAACAUUGGAGAGUAGUCUAUAUAGCCAAAUAGUGUGUGUACGUACAGGAUUGGAAGCUAGGCCCUGGCUCAGUCACAAGAAAUUUGGUGGACACUUAAUCCUUUAUCAUAGGAAAAUCACAGGCCAUAAAAAAAAUACAUUAUAUUUAAUGUAUUAAUUACCAAAAGGGUACCGUUAAAGCAUUUGAGCAAGAAGCUGUUACACACAGAGCAGUUUCUACAAGUUCCUAAUUACAACACACUUAGAUGAUCCCUGAAUAUUCUAAAAUGUAUCUUACAGUGGAACUUUCACAUUAAUAUAUCAUGCAUGUAUUUUGCCAUUUGCCUUAAUACUGAAUAUACUAUUUACCUCACACUAAAUUUAAAGCCCAAAGCCUUAUAUGUGACUUUGAAGUACAAAGUUCCAUCUUAGUGUCAAAACUGAUGCAUACUGAUUGUUACGGAAAUCUCUGCAGUUGAGUUAUUACAUCUCAUGAGGAGAUAUCACUGAAGGAUCAGACUGUUCAGUCAGAAUCUUUUCUCUCCACAUAGUAGAAAGAUAGAAAAUGUGGCUUUUUUCCAUGAUACCCAUUUUUGUGGUGAUAUUUUUUAAAUUAUAUUUUUGUUUGAAUUUCAGUAAAUUUUAUCUGUAUACAAAUUUAAAUA
This is a messenger RNA of Castor canadensis (American beaver), 2237 nucleotides long. RefSeq names its product succinate-CoA ligase GDP-forming subunit beta (gene Suclg2). Gene Ontology annotation, cellular component: mitochondrion; succinate-CoA ligase complex. Gene Ontology annotation, molecular function: succinate-CoA ligase (GDP-forming) activity; metal ion binding; ATP binding. Gene Ontology annotation, biological process: succinyl-CoA metabolic process; tricarboxylic acid cycle. Lineage: Eukaryota; Metazoa; Chordata; Mammalia; Rodentia; Castoridae. The record is from RefSeq and is a predicted model, not a curated record.